Molecule: messenger RNA, 1143 nt
Organism: Drosophila eugracilis
Lineage: Eukaryota; Metazoa; Arthropoda; Insecta; Diptera; Drosophilidae
Product: protein obstructor-E
Cellular component (GO): extracellular region
Molecular function (GO): chitin binding
Source: RefSeq, a predicted model, not a curated record
UAAAACUUAAUCUCGAAACCAUUCGAUCGCACAGUUGAGUUCGAGACGUAGACGCGUGCGUACCGCAGAGUUGGUUUAUGUCGGCUAACGAAAUGGCGUUUGUGAAAAUUUGCAUAUUUGCUUUGGCUUUGGCCGUGGGUUUGACGGCAACACUUGCCCAGGAGCAGCGAGGUGGCUUCCGUGGAAGUAACAGCCAAUUCCGCGUUGGACCUGGCCAUCCGCCUUCCCAGAGGCAUCUACCACCGCGUAACCGCGAUCCCGUCCAAGAGGCAUCGGUGGUUCCUAAGAACAAACAAACGGCGGCGGAGAAGGAGUACGAACCAACCGAGGAAUGCCCGGAGCCCAAUGGCUUCUAUCCCGAUAGCAAACAGUGCGACAAGUACUAUGCCUGUCUAGAUGGUGUGCCCACGGAGCGCCUCUGUGCCGAUGGUAUGGUCUUCAACGACUACUCUCCCAUAGAGGAGAAGUGCGAUCUGCCGUACAACAUUGACUGCAUGAAGCGGACCAAGCUACAAACCCCGCAACCAUCGCUGCACUGCCCCCGGAAGAACGGAUAUUUUGGCCAUGAGAAGCCCGGAAUCUGCGAUAAGUUCUACUUCUGCGUGGAUGGCCAGUUCAAUAUGAUCACCUGUCCAGCUGGUCUGGUCUUUAAUCCCAAGACGGGCAUCUGUGGUUGGCCAGAUCAGGUGGGCGUCACUGGCUGCAAGUCCGAGGAUGUCUUCGAUUUCGAGUGCCCUAAGGUGAACGAAAGUAUUGCUGUGACCCAUCCUCGUUAUGCCGAUCCGGAUGAUUGUCAGUUCUUCUAUGUCUGCGUCAAUGGAGACCUACCCAGGCGAAAUGGUUGCAAGUUGGGCCAGGUGUUCGACGAGGAGAAGGAAACCUGUGACUGGGCUCGCAAGGUGCCCGACUGCGCCGACUGGUACAAGGACCGUCUGACCGAUAAGGAACUGGAUGAGCUGGAGAACCCGAAGCCCAAGACCACGACUACCAAGAAGCCACCACGUGUCCGUGGUCAAUCGCGACGCAAGCCCCAGCCGAAGCGAGUGGAGCCGGAAGAGGGAGGAUGAGGCCUGAUCCCUGACUGUAUUAGUCUUAAGUGAAUCCCCACUGAUUGUCACCAUUAAAAGCGUGCAGGAGGUCCAA